This is a messenger RNA of Poecilia reticulata (guppy), 4008 nucleotides long. Lineage: Eukaryota; Metazoa; Chordata; Actinopteri; Cyprinodontiformes; Poeciliidae. The record is from RefSeq and is a predicted model, not a curated record.
AUUGGAUCACGAGGAUAGAAAACUAACUGAAAUAUAUUGUUUAUGUCGUGUAGCUCUCUUGCUGUCUUUGUCAUCAGAUUCUGCAUGUUUUACCUGCUUGGAUCCAAAAUCUUUUGGGUUAAACACUGGCCUAAUCUGAAUCAGUUUCACCUUUAAAGGUUCACUUGGAGACAAAUUAGAUGAAUAAUAAGUAUAAGCAUAUUUAAAAUCAAUUAAAAAAAGGCUCUCUAAGGUAAUGUUUUCCAUCCUUCCUUUCGUCCUGAUGCUGAUGCCAUGCUUCAAGAUUCCUUCAAAUGUUUCCAAGAAGCAAGAAAGGAAGUCAAGUUGUUUUCUAUUUCAGCAGUCACUGCCACCUGAUUAAGGCUCCCUGCAAAUAUUCAGCAUAGUUCUGUCACUGCUUGCUAAAAAUAUAAAUAUUUUAUUCCAGUAUCCUACAUGCUCUAGUUGUUGCCAAAAGUUUGAGCUUUUCAUGCAUAAAUCUACUAUCUGAGGCUCCUUCAAUCAUAUAACCUUACUGUAUAUAUUAAAUAUGUUUCUAGCCUGUUUAACCUUGAAAAUAGAUCAAAAUCAUGGAUCAGUUUCAAUUAGAAAUACCUGAAAUCUUGCCAUGUUGGACAAAAGUAAAACAAGAACUCUGACAUUUUGGUUUCCUCUGCUGUUUCUGUGCUUUAUGGGACUCAGAGCCCAACAACUUUGAAAUGCCAACACCCACAUCAUAGAAGACGACCAGUAUGUUUCCAUGCAUGUUCUCUUUUUACCAGCUGAUGAACCAGCUGAUGAACCAGCUGAUGAACCAGCUGAUGAACCAGCUGCCUUCAAUGAUGAAACUGACAGGUUACAUUUAAGAUCCAGUCCAAACCUUAACUGUCAACAUUUAAACUACAUUUUGUCUUUUGUUGUGCUUUUGUUUGUCCAGAUGGUCAUUAACCACAAUGAAUCUGACUUCUGGGUCUGAUCCGACCCACUUCUUCCCUGAUAACCCUUCUGGUGGCUCUUUCCGCCAAUGGUCCAGGUACUGGAAUUUGCAUAACAUUAGUAUUUUUUCAAGAAAAGGAGGAAACAAUUCUGAGUCAGCACUUAACAUGACCUUCCAGCUGCCUGAAGAGGAAUUUGAUCCACUGGGAGGUCACACCGUGUGGCAGGUCAUCAUCAUCGUCUUCCUCACCGGAUCCCUUUCUUUCAUCACUGUUGUUGGCAACAUCCUGGUUUUAGUGUCCUUCAAGUGGGCUCUUGGGCCAGUGGUUUGUGACUUGUGGCUUGCAAUAGACUAUGUGGCCAGUAACGCCUCCGUCAUGAACCUGCUCGUCAUCAGCUUUGACAGGUAUUUUUCUGUGACCAGACCUUUGACCUAUCGGUCCAAACGAACAACCAAGCGAGCCAUGACCAUGAUUGCAUUAGCCUGGUCCAUCUCUUUCAUUCUCUGGGCCCCGGCCAUAUUGUUCUGGCAGUACAUUGUGGGAGAGCGCACAGUCCAACCCAAUGAGUGCUACAUCCAGUUCUUGUCCGAGCCCAUAAUUACCUUCUGCACUGCUAUUGCUGCAUUCUACUUACCAGUGAGUAUCAUGGCCAUUUUGUUUUGGAAGAUCUACCAGGAGACAGAGAAGAGAGCUAAAGAUAUACAAGGUCUCAAGGGAUCUGGGUCAAGCACCAACCCAAGCCAGGCUCAGAACCUGGACAGCAGCAGUGGAAAAGAUACAGUUGGCAGCCAGAGGAUGUCAUCAAUCAUGCUGCGCCAGAUCAGCUCCCAGAGCGUCAGCAGUAAUGACAUUUGUUUGUCUUCUCCAGGGAGAAACAGGAACAAUAAUUCCAGCUCACCAGGAGAGGAAAACCAAAAGUGCUGUAGAACGCCAUGUUUUCAAUUCUCAGCCUUCUGGACUCGUUUUCCUCCAUCCAACAGAUCCUGCAACACAACAACAAGUACAGUAGAGGAGGCCGAGUGCAGCAGCGUCAACGGUGACAUGGCUGCUGCUUCAGAGGUGAACAAGAACAACCAAUAUUAUGAAAGCAUCAAAGUUCAGAAAGGCUCAGAUGGACUUACUCCCUCAUCUUCUCUUGACCAGUCAGUUGCUAAAGCAACCACAGAUGCUGUGCUUGCCAAACGCUUUGCCACAAAAGCAAAAAUAGAGAUCAGUAAGCGCAAGAAUGAAAAAAAAGCAAAUGAAAAGAAAGCAGCAAGAACUCUGAGCGCUAUUCUGUUUGCAUUCAUAACCACAUGGCUGCCGUACAACAUCAUGGUGUUGGUCAACACUUUCUGUCAGGACUGUAUUCCAGAAUCUCUGUGGGCUCUGGGGUACUGGCUGUGUUAUGUUAACAGCACAGUGAACCCCAUGUGCUACGCUCUGUGUAACAAGACUUUCCGGACAACCUUUAGGGAUAUAUUAAUAUGCCAGUGGAAUCGAAACAGGAACAAGCCCAAUUUUAAUCAAAGGCAGGCUGUCGGCUUCCGAAAGGAGCCUAGAUAGAUUGUAAUACCAGAUUGAUCCAUUAGGUGAAGAUAUUUUCUUUAGUUUAGAUGCGUCACUAUCUAUCCCUCUGUGGAAAGAACACUCACCUGUUUCUUUUUUACUACCUAAACAUGUUCAGUUUAUGGGUUUUACUACACCGUGUUGGGAAGCAUAUGCUCCAUGUUUUGACCCUGCAUCAGAAUCACAAUUCCUUUAUUGUCAUUGUACAAGAAAGCACAACAUUUUAAAAAUAGCAACUCUUGAAGGCAGUGCAAAUAAUAAUAUAUGUGUUCAAAUAUCAGUGGGAAACAAAACCUUGUAAAUUUAUAUUUAGUAAAUGAUAUUUGAACUUGACAGGAUAGACCUUGCUUGCAGUUGUAUUCAUAGUUUUUGUUUUAAUUUUUAUAAACAUAUUAAGAGGAUAUAAUAAAAAUAAUUUAUAUAUUUGGCAAUAUUGUGGAGGUUUUAAGAUGGACAGUAAUUUUACACUCAAUAAUCAUAUAAAAUCCAGAGUCAAGUCUAGUUUUUAUUAUUUACAGAAGAUAGCAAAGAUAAAAUGUAUUCUUUCAAAUAAACAGUAAUCCAUGCCUUCAUUUCACCACGACUGGAUCACUGUAAUUCCCUCCACCUGGAGUCAGGAGUCAGCCAGUCCUCACAUGUCUGCAGCUGGGGCAAAAUGCUGCUGCCCGUCUUUUAACAGGAACCUGGAACAGAGAGCACAUCACCCUGGUCCAGGCUUCUCUCCACUAGCUGCCCAUGUAUUUUAGAGUUUAUUUUAAAUUCAUUUUGUUUGUUUUUAAGAUUUUAAACAGUAACAACCUUUCCUAAUUUACCUUAAACAAUAUGAUUUAGGACAGAAUGACCUACAGGAGAUGACAUCACACAUCAGAGGACUGAUGAAGAGAAUGAGAUUUGAAAGAAGAGAGGAUCCUGUCUGAGCAUCCUCACCAGCUGAAUCAGGGCAGAAUGACUGGAGAGCUGGCUGCACCUCAGAGAGCUUUAGAAAACAGAACCAGAACCUCAUCAUCUGUUAUCAGAUCCAGCACAGCUCUGUCACACACACUCAACUCACACAUCAUGUGCAUACACACCAGUAGUCCAUGAAUACUGAGGAAAACCUACCAUCCCUAAGAUAUCGUGAAUAUCAGUAGUCACACUUGUACUGAAAAGUAAUCAUUUCUUUAUUUAAAAAUCAAUUUGAAUUCUUUUUAAACUUCUAAAAAAAAUUUAAGUCAUUAUACAGUUUUUUCUCAGUUACUUAUGAUGGGACCAUUUUUUAUUGACUUUUGCUGUUUACGAGUCAUUCCUAUGCAGAAAGCAAUGCAAUAAUUUAAUAUUUAGUCAAACUAUAACUUUUAACAGUGAAAACCUUUUAUUAAAUUUACAUGAAAUGACAGAUUUGUUUCAUGCUGCUUCAUAUUAAGCCAAUGUUCACAAGCUGCCAACCAGCAGCUCAGGUUUGGUUUUUGGUUUCGUGUUUCACCAGAUGAGUUGCUUGUAGACGCUGUAAUGUGUGAUCAGAUCAGAUCAGAGCUUUGCUGUGAUUAAAGAUUUCUUAGGUUCA